This is a messenger RNA of Myiozetetes cayanensis, 429 nucleotides long. RefSeq names its product exendin-3-like. Gene Ontology annotation, biological process: negative regulation of apoptotic process; positive regulation of insulin secretion involved in cellular response to glucose stimulus; adenylate cyclase-modulating G protein-coupled receptor signaling pathway. Gene Ontology annotation, molecular function: hormone activity; glucagon receptor binding. The transcript has 3 exons. Gene Ontology annotation, cellular component: extracellular region. The record is from RefSeq and is a predicted model, not a curated record. Bases 1 to 429 code for a protein of 142 amino acids. NCBI's taxonomy places the organism in Eukaryota, Metazoa, Chordata, Aves, Passeriformes, Tyrannidae.
AUGGUGCGCUGGUUGUACCUGUCCGGGCUCGUGCUGGCCGCGCUCGUCCCGCCGGGGCUCCAGGAGCUUCCCGAGCCUUUGGAUGGCGCUUCCAGCUGGAAAUCCUUGGGAUCGCGGAGCAUCCAGAGCUUCCCUUCCAGCGCCAAGAGACACUCGGAGGGCACUUUCAGCAGCGACUUCACUCGGUACCUGGACAGGAUGAAAGCCAAGGAUUUCGUGCACUGGCUCAUCAACACCAAGAGGUGCCGGGAAAAGGGGAGGGGGAGGGGAAAAAAAACCGGGAAUCGACCCGGGAAACGAUCUGGGAAAGGAUCUCCCACCACGCAAAUCCCGGUCCAGGAGGAGACUGAAGAAAACCCGGAGAAGAGAAAAUCCAGGGAGAUUUUGGAGACUUUUCCAGGCUUCCCGGAGCAGACCAUCCCACCAUGA